Messenger RNA from Pocillopora verrucosa, 4196 nucleotides. Its product is annotated as disks large-associated protein 5. The record is from RefSeq and is a predicted model, not a curated record. Lineage: Eukaryota; Metazoa; Cnidaria; Anthozoa; Scleractinia; Pocilloporidae. Gene Ontology annotation, biological process: signaling.
CGUCUAGUCAUUUUUUACGAGUUUAAAGCAGAAAUUAUCGUUUAUUUGCCAAGAAAGCUAUUGAUCUCUUGUCAUAUUUGUAAAAUAACUAGUUCUAUUUUAAGUUAGUCGGACUAUGGAAGAUAUAGCCAGGAAGAAAUUUACAUACGAUCAUGUAUCUUCGUACAAGGCUCGCGGAAAAGUCAGAGCUUCAGAUCGUAAUUUUCGAGCUCAGCGUGCAAGUGAAAAACGUCACCUCUCCAGGAUGGAUGCAAUCUCCAAACGAAGGAGAAUGCCUCUAUCUCCACUGGCUGAUGAAAACGUGGUUGACAAGUGUACGAAAGCGGGAGAAAACGUUGAUGAGCUUCAAGAUGAAACUUCAAAACCACAGCUUAGCAGAAGAGAGCAGCUAAUCAAGUGGCAAGAGGAGCGAAAACAAAAGAAAGCUUCUGAAUCACAGAAAAGGAAAUCUUUUGUUGUGCGUCACGUCAAACACCAAGAAGAUGCUACUCUUUAUUCCAUCAGUUCUGGGAAGAAAGUGAACAGAGGGGUUACUCAACCAGUUAAACCUGACUCCAAGCCUGCUGCAAACAAAUCCGACAAACAGGUCCCUAGGGCAUCAGCUAGGAUUGCCAAAAAGGAGUCAAGUAAAGCAGCUAAUUACAAAAGUAAUAUGAAGGUGGAUCCCAAAUCUAAAGAUGCAAAUAAUGAUAAGCUAAAGGAGAAGGCUAAAUUUAGCUCCGACAAGACUGGCAGGGUCACAAGGCAAAGUGUUCAAAUGAAAUCAUCUUCAACUGGCAAAAAUGUUGCAGUCUCUCAGUCCAGCAAGAAAGGAGAGCCAAAAAACCAAGUGAAAACAAGAUCUCAAGCCAAAAAACUUCAAGAAAAAUCAACGAGAAGUGUUAAGGAUACCCAACAAGUUCCACUUGAAGAAACAACUCAGGAGUUUACAAAAAUUGAUUUACCAGCUCUGGAGAACAUAAAGAAUACUGUUUCAUUUGGUAGAGGUAGCUCGGAAGGUGUGGAGAGGGAUGCAAAAAAGCCAGGACCAGAUUUGGGGCCACCAUCUCUUGCUCCCAAAGAUUUUCAGUUCACUGCUCCAAGUGGCAUCAACACCUUCACAUACUUAUCAAAAACAUUCACGUUUCAGCCACUUAGCCCAAAGACUGCUGCGGAAUUUAUAUUUCCAACAUCAGCGUCUUCUUUUUUUAGUCCCAACAAGGAGAAAUCUACUGAAGAAAUGCAGACAGAGAGCAAAGCUUGGGAAGACCCUGUGGCACUUUGUCAUAUGAAUAGUACACUAGAUGAAAAAGAGAAUACUGAACAACAGAUGGCUGAUUAUGAAACGGAGAAAUGUGAGGGAUCUGGAAGUCAAGAAGGUACAGGUAGUAAUGUAGAUGAGAAAAAGGACACAGCAUCUUGUCCAACAGAUGCCAAAAUUUCAUCCAGCCAAGGACAGUCUUCAUUAGUUGAAGAAACAGAUGAUGGCAGCGAUCUUGACACACAACAUGAUGCAGCAUACUUUAGGAAUCUUGUAGCAAAGGAGACUGACAGGUUGAAUGAAAUCUGUGCAAAAUGGGAGAGGAUUAAUGCUGAUGAACAAAGCCUCAGUGAGGAAGUGACUGGGCAAAUAAGGACAGUAAUUGGCCAAGCCCAGCUGUUAAUUGAUCAGAGGUUCCAUCAGUUUUCAGGCCUCAUAGAUCUGAGUGAGGACAAAAAUGCAGAAAAGCAAGCCACUGCCUCUGACCUUCAAGGUUUCUGGGAAAUGAUUUAUUUUCAGGUUGAAGAUGUGAAUGCUAAGUUUGAUGCACUGGAGAAGUUAAAGGAAAACAACUGGAAAGAAGAAGAAAAGAAGACAAAGAAAUCCUUGAAGAAGACUAAAGCAAAGAAACCAUCCGAAAAUGCUGAUGCUAAACCUAACAACAAAGCGGCUGCUGCAAGAAACAGAAUUCAAGAAAUGAGAUUGGCAAUGAAGGCAAAGAUGGCUGAAGAAAAAGAGAAGUUGAGAGCCGAAAAAAGACAUCAUCAGGAAGAGGCUUUCGUUACUAUUCUAACACCUGUGAAAAAGUGUAAGAAAAACGAUGGAAGCGAGGAGGUAGUAUUGACACCAGUGCGCCGAUCCAUUCGUAAGACGCCACAGUUACGUGUUAUGGCUGGUAACAGCACACCCGUGAUAGUGACCACACCUAUGAUUAUCAGUGAAGACAGUCCAGGGCUAAGACUUACUCCAGACAAUGGCAUUCAAGUCAGCGAAAUGGUUGUUACAGGAAGUAGAAUGAAACUUGAAGAACCAAACCAGGAAGACGUGUGUGAAAUGGAAAGCAAACAAGAAGAAGGUAAAAUUCAUUGCGAACUCGAACAAGUGAAACUAGAAGUUUUGAAAUCUGCUCGUAAGACUACAGAGGACAAACCUCGAAAGGCUUUGGGAAAAGUCACCUUUCAAUCGCCUGGUCAAGAAAGCACGCCUGCAUAUGCAGCUCACGAAGGAGGUAGUACUCCGACAGAGACCGCUGUUGAAGAUAAUCCAGACCCAGUCGAGAGCAAAGCCAAGAGGUCAACUCCGCGCUGUUUCUCGGCGCGUAAAUGCCGCAGUCGCUCAGGAACACCCUAUUACCAGCAGAGGCCUCGACGAAGAGUUUCUACUGUCGACGAGAAUGUUACACACGGGACAGAAAGUGCAGAAUGUAGCUCAUCAGAAUCUGACGCCGAAGCCAAACCUAAAGAGCAGUGCCCUGGGUCGGGAUUGAGAAGGUCAUUGCGAAGGACGCCCUCUAAAUACCGAGAUUCGGCGCCUUUAGAGGCCGAAGCUGUAGGAAAGACUCCGGAACAAAUUUCCGUGAAACUGUUCCAAGCAACGGAGGAGCCUUCUACAUGUGACUUGCCCAAAAAUGGUCAAGAACCAGAUGCAUUCUGUAGAUAUCUGUGCCCUUCCUCGUCGGAUGAAGAAGACUGCGAGAAGAAACCUGUGGACUCAGUGCCUGUGGAUGAGAUCGUGUUUGAUAACAAGGACCCCAAAUUGGAAGGCACCGCUGUCGGCGCAGAUGUCAACAUCACUCCGCCAGACGAACCCGGCACCUUUCUCAAGCCUUCAAUCACUAAAAGUGAACCCAAGACAGGCAGGACACCCAUACACAUCCUCAGGUAUCUCUCAGACAUGGACACACCAUCUCCAAACUCCCGCCAAAUUACUCCCAUGCCGAAGACCACGAUAUAUGUAUCUCCCUCUAAGAACAGCAAGACUCCUGCACUUGGAGACAGCUUAGGGAUGAUGUCGCCGGAACACGUGGUGCGACGAUUUCCUGCCAAUAAUGAUGGUUCGCCGCUCGUUACGCUGGCCGCAGGGGCUGGAAAAGAAGGCUCACGCGCCGUGACGCCAUGCGGUCAGUUGGCUGUGUUUAGUCUUGACUCUCCAGGUAAGAGUGAGAAGAGACGAGACUCCGUCUUCUUUGCUUCCGUGUCGACCUCUGUGGCCGGGGCUGUGGAUAACCUGAUGUCCUUCUCGCCAGUUGUAGAGUCAAAUGAAUCAGAUUAAUGAACUCUUCAAAAUUUGUGAUACUCAUGCUAGACGAAUCACCUCAUCGUGGGAUACUUCACUCAUGGAAGUAAUUUUCCGAUUGCAAUGCAAUGUUUCGCUCUAGAAGAGUUACAACGAUAGAGAUUAAUUCUCUAAUUUAAGUGUCCUAAAUUUUUGAAAAAAAGCAGCCGUCGCAAAGACUUUUCAGGAAGACAAACAAUCCAAGAAGGCAGACAAUCGAAGACCGCUCCGUUUGUACUUUUACAUUUGUGACAUAAUAUAUAUUUUUGAGAUAUACAUUCAAUUCGAGAGUAGUUCUUUUAACUUUUGGGCGGUUGAACUGUCCUUUUACAAGUGAUUUACUUUAUUUUGGGAACAAAAUGUGAUGGCAAUUGGAACGCUUUGACAGAAAAUAUUUCUCAAAAUCCUUUCUUCGAACUGUUGAUUCCACUUGUUCUGAUGAUAAGGUUUUACUUGGUGUAAAUAUGGCGCCUUGUCAUUUGAAGCGAACCUUAAUUUUGCUCUACAAUUGAGUGGAACAUCUUUAUUUUUACCUUCACCGUUAUGCGUGUAAAUAAUAAACAUUUAUAGGAUUUUGUUGGGUCUGCCUAUUUUUGAUGCUAUUGUCAUCAAGGCUUUCAGAUGACGUCAGGGACCUCUAUUGUAACAACGCAUGUGCAGAACCGUGAAUGCGCUUGCUAAC